AUGUCGUCGUCACCAGAACCACGUUCAUCUUGCUCUAAGAGUAUUCAAGAAACCCCAGAAGUUAUGUCAAAUUACGCAGAAUCGGUUAUAGACGAUUACGACGUCUUCGAUCCUGAAGAACUGGGUAAUGAACAAAUGUUCGAGAAGCCACGUGGAGAAAAGCGAUGGCUUGGAAGAGAACGCCACCGUGGAAAAGAACGACUUCAUAAUUCAAUGAAGAACAGGACAUUCAUUGAGAAAACUGUCAAAUCGGAUGAGCCGUUAAGCAAGAACGCCAUCAAAAAAGUCAAUGAGACAACAAACGACCAUCUAGAACUCAAUGUCAUUUACUCUCUUGAUAAGAAGAAAAGAUGGCAAACGGCCGAUACAAUUUUCCUUUUGGGAGCAACUCCUGAGUGUGUAAACGCAGAAGUUGUUGAGAGAAAUGCAUUGGAAACAUGUGGAUACGUUCAUUCUGACAAAUCCACGUUCGCUGUUCAUUCAAAACAAAUAAAUCUGAAUAAGGAAGCAGGAGAAUUUGAAGUCAGAAGUGCUACGUCAUCUGGAAAAGGACAGAAUUAUUCCAACUUCUCGCCCAAAACAAGAGAAUUCAGUAAGAAGGCAAAUGCUAGAAUAAUGGAUAUACAAAUGGAAGACCCUGUUCUGGAAAAAGAAACUGAACCCCAACCAACUGUUUCAUAUAAUAUUUACAAAACUCAUCCAAGUCGAGAAGUUGUCGGAAGUCAAAUGUUCAAAUCAAAAGUUGUAUCAAAAUCAGGACGUCAUCGAGCAAAUCAGAAGUUGGAACUCGAAGAUUAUGAUGAUGAUAAUGAGUUUGACGAAGAUGAAGACGAAACAGAGGGAUACUUUGAGAAAACCCCCCCACAGUCUGUAAUGGAUCUUUCUAGUUAUAUCACUGAAAAUCGUGAUAAAAAAUCAAGGAAACAUGGACGAAAGGACAGUGAAAUAUCUAAUGGCGUCAAUGAAUUUCUGGAACCUGAGCCUGGAUACAACAACCUUCUGAAUAUUCCAGAAUAUCUCCGUGAUGAAGGUUAUAUGUUUGAAGAGUUUGAAAUUACUUUUUCCAAUCAGGAAGGAACUUUUGAACAUCAAAUAGACGAACUUCGUAAAGAAAACAAACUGAUUGUCAAGGACUUAAGACCGACUCAGUAUCUGGUUGAUGUAUCCGAGUGGUGUCAAUUAGACGGCGAAGUUAAAGAUGGAGAAAUUACUACAGUGAUUGUCAUCACCCAUCUCAAGAAAAAGACAUACAAUUUUCUCAUAAACUCUACCAUACCAAUCAGCCCGGCAGAUAAAAAUCUUGAGAACUUGAUAAAGAGGCUAUCUUAUGUGAAGACGUUCAAGGAAGCUGUUUCGAAAAUAACAUCCGAUAUUCUCACUAAUCGUAGAACCGUUGACACGAUGAGAAUGUCUUCUAUGUUUUACGUAAGAAAAAAUGUUUCUGAUCUACUCCAAGACCCCGGAGAAUGGGAAAACCAACUGGUCAACCUGAAAUGGCCUAACCAGCAUUAUAAUGCCACGUGGGCAAACUCGGAAGAGUUGAGUCAAGUGGGUGGAAAAUUAGAAUGGAAUGACUUGUGUGCGAUGAUCAAGAAAGAAAACCUAUUGAAAACUGGAUAUACUUCGGAUGAUAGAUGUGAACUGUGCCAUCAAAGAAAACGAUCUCAUGAGUUAUUUUUCGUGGAUGAAGAAAAUAAAUUGAAAUGUACGGAGUGUCUUCGAGAGGAAUUCUACAGAGAACUCAGAGCAAGAAGACUUCCGAUCGAUCUGAAAACGGAUACAGCUGAUGAGUUAGAGUAUCUUCCAACAUUUAUUCCGCUUACUAUUUUGAACUUAUAUGUCAGAAUGGUCUCAGAAACCAUGUACAAAGAUCUCGGAGCAACUGGUGAUUUCGAAAAGUGUCCAUCUUGCAAAUCUGCAGUAUUUUUCAAAGAAGUCGCCUCUGGAAACGAGAAGAAGUCUCAAAAUCGUUCGUGCCCUUGCGGAUAUUCAUGGUGUAAACAGUGUGACAGAGUACCUCAUUGGCCAAUGAAAUGUGGAGAAUAUGCUGAAUGGGAAGAGAAAUGGCUGUUGAGAUACGCAAUGAGACAUGCUCAAGGAACUGGAACUGAUACUCUACUCCAAGUGACUUGCUCGUGUGCCAAGGAAGUCUAUCAUGUCCUUCUUCCAGAGGAAUUUAUCGAAUGUCCAGGAUGCAAAACAAAUGUGAAUAUGAAUACAAUGAGAACUGUCUGGAAACAUUAUUACUAUCCAUUUGAUCCCAUUCUUCGAAAAUAUAUCAAGAAAGGAUACUAUGUGAUUGGAGAAGAUUACAAAAAGAGUCCCUACGUGCCCCGAGCAAAAGUGUAUACUGAAAUUGUGAAGAUCCCUGGAAUCAGAGCUUCUGUAAUUGAAAUAUGUGGAGCUGCAAGAGACAUUCGAUAUGAUAUUCAUUGCCGAAAUCGAGCAGUCAAUCGGGAACAUACUCUUAUUCGGAAGAAAGUAAUGGAUAGAGAAGUCGUGGAGAAUCUAUUGGGAACAUCAGUCUACUUGGUUGAGAAUGUAACCGCCUGGAUGUAUAUUAGUAGCCAAUAUGAUAGAAAUGUAAAGAAAACUUUGGAAAAUGUUAUGGAGAAUCGAAAGAAUUUGUUAUCAUCGUUGGAAGGGGAAGAUUCUGAAGCUAUCUCUGAAUGCAUCAACAAAUUGAGAAAGGAUACCAACCACGUUGUGACUGCAGUGGAGAAAAAGAUCUCUGUAGCUCAAGAUCUCUAA
Messenger RNA from Caenorhabditis remanei, 2751 nucleotides. RefSeq lists its product as uncharacterized. Bases 1 to 2751 code for a protein of 916 amino acids. The transcript has 6 exons. The record is from RefSeq and is a predicted model, not a curated record. Lineage: Eukaryota; Metazoa; Nematoda; Chromadorea; Rhabditida; Rhabditidae.